Molecule: messenger RNA, 1627 nt
Organism: Triplophysa rosa
Lineage: Eukaryota; Metazoa; Chordata; Actinopteri; Cypriniformes; Nemacheilidae
Product: NADH-cytochrome b5 reductase 3
Exons: 9
Coding region: 120-1028 (302 amino acids)
Cellular component (GO): mitochondrion
Molecular function (GO): oxidoreductase activity; FAD binding
Source: RefSeq, a predicted model, not a curated record
AUGUCUCCAACAUAAAGCUCUCCGCCUGUAUGUUCAUGGGUAUGUCGAUGUAUGUUUAAUCUACUGGCUGCAUACUCGUCUACGUCUUGUCUGAAUCCUCUUGAAGUUGAUCAGCCGUCAUGAGUUACACGACGACUGCUGCAGUGACAGUUGGAGUAGUGCUGGUCUCAACAGCAGGUGUGUUGGGAUAUCUUUACCUGAGCAGAAAAAGAAAACCAAAGAUUACACUGCUUAAUCCUUCUGAGAAAUACCAGUUGAGGCUCAUUGAUAAAGAGAUUGUAAGCCGUGACACCCGCAAAUUCCGGUUUGCUUUGCCCAGCCCAGAGCACGUGUUGGGAUUACCAGUAGGCAAGCAUGUUUAUCUCUCUGCCAGGAUUGAUGGCAGCUUGACCGUGCGUCCCUACACACCAGUGUCCAGCGACGAUGACAAAGGAUUUGUUGACCUAGUUGUUAAGAUUUACUUUAAGAAUGUGCACCCCAAGUUCCCUGAAGGAGGAAAGAUGUCCCAGUACUUGGAGAGUUUGAGAAUUGGAGACUUGAUUGACUUCAGAGGACCAGGAGGUUUGAUGGAGUACAAGGGCCAAGGUCAGUUUGCAUUACAAGCUGAUAAAAAGACAGCUGCUGAGAUCAAGGUUGAAAGAACCUUGGGUCUUAUAGCCGGAGGAACGGGCAUUACGCCAAUGUUGCAGCUCUUUCGUGACAUCAUGAAGAACCCAGGUGACACGACUACAUGCAGCUUGCUGUUUGCCAACCAGACUGAGAAGGACAUUCUGCUGAAGGAUGAGCUGGAGGAGAUACAGGCAAGACAUCCAAAUCGCUUCAAACUGUGGUUCACAGUGGACAAAGCACCCGCUGACUGGGAAUACAGCCAGGGCUUCAUCAAUGCUGAGAUGAUUCAGGAGCAUCUGCCUCCACCCAGUGAUGACUGUAUGAUCCUCAUGUGCGGCCCUCCUCCCAUGAUCCAGUUUGCCUGUAAUCCCAAUCUGGACAAACUAGGCUACCGGCAAAGCCAACGCUUCACCUUUUAGACCUUUGUGGAUGUGCAGGGUCACAGAUUACUCCACAGACGCUAAAUUGCUGUCGCCAAAUGCCACAAGUGCACAAUCACGUUAAAGUAAAUUUGAGCUUGCAUAGCGAGUAACCCAAUUACAGAGCAUACAUAUAGCGUUUACCAGCUAUUUUGUUGAAAGGGAAGAUUUGUUCUUUAUAUUACAAGCCUUUAUUUAAUGCAAUGCAAAGAUGGUCUGCACUGUACUCAGGCUUGCCAUUCACAUUCGUGGAUUGAGUUCGGUUAUGCUGUAAGAGAUCAUGAUAAAAUGCUGAUAUUAUAGAAGAGCCCCAAUCUAAUGCACUUGAAGAGUCACUUAUGUAUUAUGUGUGCUUUUGGACGUUAAUGCUGAAUAUAUAUAUAUAUAUAUAUAUAUAUAAUGUGCCUAUGUGACUUGACUGACAUUGUGUACAUUGUUAUGAGAUAUAUUUGCUGUCACUGGGGUAUUUUGUAUGCAUGCUGUACUCCAUAUAUUUAUGUUAACCGUGUUUAAAAAGAUUUAAAACGCAAUGGCUGUGUUUUAAACAAAAUGCACUAAAGGAAGGUGGAGUGAGUUGCUUAUUAAAGUGUUUUCACAUG